Molecule: messenger RNA, 412 nt
Organism: Rhizophagus irregularis DAOM 181602=DAOM 197198
Lineage: Eukaryota; Fungi; Glomeromycota; Glomeromycetes; Glomerales; Glomeraceae
Source: RefSeq, a predicted model, not a curated record
CCAUAUUUCUGAUCGAAGUUCAAGUGGAUAAUAUGGCAAUUCUAUUAGACUUAUUAUUUGUGGGAGAUAAAUAACAUUGGAUUGUAAGAGUACAUGGAAUAAUGACGUUGGAUUACUUACACUGGGUAGACUAUAUACAAAUCGCUUAAGUAUUUUCUCUCUCCAAUACUUGACAGCUUUUGUGUUCCAAUGGGUCUUAAUUUCACAAAAAAGGUCAUCCCAGUCAUACCAAUCAUCAUAAAUAGUCCAAUCCUCUUCUCUCUGUCCAUAUUCUUUGGUAAAUUCAUUGAAGGCUUUCUCCUUCUCAGCAUCUAUAUCCUCAUCAAACAUUUUGCUAAUAUUGUAGAUCAAUUAUACUUAAUAAAAAAUAAAGAGUGGCCCAGCAAAUUCUUCUUUCGAGCGAAGUGAUCAC